AUGUCGAAGAUGUUGUCCCUUCGCUCCGCUGUGCGGAGAGCUUCCACGACACCCCUCCGAUCUUUCUCCGCACCGCACACUCCCCUCCGUGCUGGUCUCUCAGCUGGCCUCAAGGUGUCCACCGCUCGCUCAAACGCGCGUGGCUACUCUCGUUCUGCCGACCCUCACCUAACCUCCACUCGCAACACCGUUGUGCAGCUGCUGAGCAACAUCGGCUCCAAGCGUGAGGUUCAGCAAUACCUCUCCCACUUCACCUCCGUCUCCUCCCAGCAAUUCGCCGUCAUCAAGGUCGGUGGUGCCAUUAUUACCGAGCACCUGCAGACCCUCUCCUCCGCUCUCGCCUUCCUGAACCAUGUCGGUCUUUACCCCAUCGUCGUCCACGGCGCUGGUCCCCAGCUCAACAAGAUGCUGGAGGAUGCUGGUGUUGAGCCCCAGUUCGAGGAUGGUAUUCGCGUGACGGACGGUAAGACCCUCUCGUUGGCCCGUAAGCUGUUCCUCGAGGAGAACAUGAAGCUGGUUGAGGAGCUGGAGCGUAUUGGUAUCCGUGCCCGCCCUCUGACCGCCGGCGUCUUCUCCGCCGACUAUCUCGACAAGCCGAAGUACAACCUCGUCGGCAAGAUCAAUGGCGUCAACAAGAAGCCCAUUGAGUCGGCCAUCGAUGCUGGCUGCUUGCCCAUCCUGACUUCCAUGGCCGAGACCCCCGAUGGCCAGGUCCUGAACGUGAACGCAGACGUCGCAGCCGGUGAGCUGGCCCGCGCUCUGCAGCCGCUGAAGAUUGUCUACCUCGCCGAGAAGGGCGGUCUCUUCAACGGUGACACCGGCGAGAAGAUCUCCGCCAUCAACCUGGACGAGGAGUACGACCACCUGAUGACUCAGUGGUGGGUUCGCCACGGUACUCGCCUCAAGAUCAAGGAGAUGAAGGACCUGCUCAGCGAUCUUCCCCGCUCCUCCAGCGUUGCCAUCAUCCACCCCGCCGACCUUCAGAAGGAGCUGUUCACCGACUCCGGUGCUGGUACUCUGAUCCGCCGCGGCAACAAGAUCCACGUCAAGACCUCCCUCUCCGAUAUCGAGGAUCUCCAGAAAUUGAAGGAUGUCCUGGUGCGUGAUCGUGAGGGUCUGGAUGCCCGUGCUGUGGUCGACCGCUAUGUCGAGGGCCUGAAGGAGAACAACUUCAAGGUCUACUAUGACGACCCCAUGGAGGCUCUUGCUGUUGUCCUGCCUCCUCAGCAAGGCUCCGUGGUCGCCCAGCUUGCUACUUUUACCAUCACCAAGUCUGGCUGGCUCACCAACGUUGCCGACAAUGUCUUCCAGAGCCUGAAGAAGGACUUCCCCAAGCUGGCCUGGACUGUCAAGGAGGACGACGAGAACUUGACCUGGUUCUUUGACAAGGCUGAUGGCAGCCUUAGCCGCGAUGGCCAGGUCCUUUUCUGGUACGGUGUCGAGAACGGCGAGGAGGUCAAGCAGCUGGUCCAGGAGUUCACCAAGAACGGCCGUCAGAUGUUUGGUGACAUUAACCUCGAGUCCCGCCUCCACCGCGCUCACCAGGAGGCUGCUACCAAGUUCGCCAAGGGCCACGGCGUCAGCGGUGCUUCUGCCGAGCAGAAGCGUGCUUUCUCCUCGACCUCCAACGCCCUCCGCGCUUCUCGUAAGAACGCUUCCAACGCAACUCCCGCCAAGGUUGCUCUCAUUGGUGCCCGUGGCUACACCGGCCAGGCUCUGAUCAACCUAUUGAACGCCCACCCCAACAUGGAUCUUCGUCACGUCUCUUCCCGCGAGCUGGCUGGCAAGAAGCUCCAGGGCUACAACAAGCGUGAGAUCAUCUACGAGAACCUCAGCCCAGAGGACGUCCGCAAGAUGUCCGAGAACGGCGACAUUGACUGCUGGGUCAUGGCUCUCCCCAACGGUGUCUGCAAGCCCUUCGUCGACGCUGUCAACCAGGGUUCUGAGAAGGGAAAUGUCAUCGUCGACCUCAGCGCUGAUUACCGCUUCGAUAACCAGUGGACCUACGGUCUGCCCGAGUUGAUCGACCGCUCCCAGAUCGCCCGUGCCACCCGCAUCGCCAACCCGGGCUGCUAUGCCACCGCCGCCCAGCUCGGUAUUGCUCCCCUUGUCCCCUUCCUUGGCGGCCAGCCCACCACCUUCGGUGUGUCCGGUUACUCGGGUGCCGGCACCAAGCCUAGCCCCAAGAACGAUGUCAACUACCUCACCAACAACCUCAUCCCUUACAGCUUGACGGACCACAUCCACGAGCGCGAGAUCAGCUCUCAACUCGGCACCAGCAUUGCUUUCAUUCCCCAUGUCGCGGUCUGGUUCCAGGGUAUCUCUCACACCAUCAGCAUUCCCCUCUCGAAGGAGAUGACCUCUCGGGAUAUCCGCAACCUCUACCAGGAGCGCUACGCCGGUGAGAAGCUUGUCAAGAUCACCGGUGAGGCCCCACUGGUCAAGGACAUUGCCGGUCGCCACGGCGUUGAGAUUGGUGGAUUCGCUGUCCACUCUAGCGGCAAGCGUGUUGUUGUUUGCGCUACCAUCGACAACCUGCUCAAGGGUGCCGCUACCCAGUGUCUUCAGAACAUGAACCUUGCCCUGGGCUACUCCGAGUACGAGGGCAUUCCCCUGGAAUAA
This is a messenger RNA of Penicillium waksmanii, 2622 nucleotides long. It is a transcript of the gene argEF, whose product is annotated as bifunctional acetylglutamate kinase/N-acetyl-gamma-glutamyl-phosphate reductase. The record is from RefSeq and is a predicted model, not a curated record. Gene Ontology annotation, biological process: L-arginine biosynthetic process. Gene Ontology annotation, cellular component: cytoplasm; mitochondrial matrix; mitochondrion. Gene Ontology annotation, molecular function: N-acetyl-gamma-glutamyl-phosphate reductase (NADP+) activity; arginine binding; NADP+ binding. NCBI's taxonomy places the organism in Eukaryota, Fungi, Ascomycota, Eurotiomycetes, Eurotiales, Aspergillaceae. The transcript is spliced from 3 exons. Bases 1 to 2622 code for a protein of 873 amino acids.